This is a messenger RNA of Thrips palmi, 2999 nucleotides long. RefSeq names its product small integral membrane protein 14. NCBI's taxonomy places the organism in Eukaryota, Metazoa, Arthropoda, Insecta, Thysanoptera, Thripidae. The record is from RefSeq and is a predicted model, not a curated record. The coding region runs from base 16 to 360 and encodes 114 amino acids. The transcript is spliced from 5 exons. Gene Ontology annotation, cellular component: endoplasmic reticulum.
ACUCUAGGUUCUGCAAUGCACCACACGACUUAUAAAUACAUCAACAAAAUGGCAGAUGACGGAAUGGAUCCCUGCGAAUGCAUCUGGCCACGGGAAAUGGCCAUGCGCCGCCUUCUCUCUUUCCUUCGUCAGUCACAAACACACUGCACAGAUAUAGACUGUGUUGAUGAAUUUCCAGCUCUGCCUGGUCAGCAAUCAUCUGAUGGAGGGGCUAUGUUGAUGAUGAUGGUGUGGUUUGCUGUUGCUAUUGGACUCUUUCUCUUGCGACCCAGAGCACUCCGCAAUAACCCAGACACCAAGCCAGCUGACAACAAUAAUGGACCCGGAUCAAGUGGACCACCCCCACCUAUGGCCAACUAAUCUACAACAACUCUUGAUUUCCAAUAUGAAAGCCUCAUGAAAACUAAAAAUCCUAUCAAUAAUAUCUAAAAAUAAGUAUUUUUAAAAUAGUAAUUUUUAGGGGUAUCAUUUUAAAUGGCAUUUCUUUCCUCUUAAGAGUAUUAUUGGGGUACUUGGUUUGGUUCUACAUCACAUGAAUUGCACCUGCUGAGGUGUUUUGACAUUUUCCACUGCACUGUUUUUGGUUCACUCCAAGUGAUCUCAAGACAAUCUUGGCUGGUAAUUACAGUUCUCCUUUCCAGGAAACAUAAAAAUAAUAAUAAUGAUAUUUUGAUCAACCUAAACAUGUUUGUUUAGAAAUUUAUUUUUCAUUAUUUAAAACAAAAAAGGCUAAAAAAAAUUGUGUGGGGGUUAAAAAAGGUUUUGUAACACAGAGUAUGUGAGUCCCAUGCUUUCCGGAGUCAAGAUGACCCAUUUUGGUAUGUCCACAGAGAGUGCAAUAAUAUGCAUUCACUGUGGUGUGAUGGAGAGUGACCAAUAAUGAGGUCAGACUUUUAUAUCAAAGGAUUGCACUUACCAUGCUUAAAUAUGUUUUAAUGAAUGUGUUAUAAUUUGAAAAGAAAGAUGCGAGGCUACAGUGGUUACAGAGCAAUUAUAGUUUCAAUGUUUUAUUCUUACCUUAGUUUUUUCUUUAUAAGUUUCUACUCUAUGUUCAUAAAAUGUUUUGGUUUUUGGAUUUUUAUUAUGGGAUUGAAUUAUUUCCUGCUUUGACAUUUUAUUUGGAAUUUUUCUGUUUGUGUGUUGAUUGGAUGCAUUUUUUGACUUACUAAGCUGUUCAAGCUGCUCAUGCACAUGAAUUGUGACGUUUGAACCUAGGUUACUUUCAAAAUUGCACAACAUAGCAUCUGUUUGGUAUUCUAUUACUUUGCUUUGUCACUUGAGUUCAUAGUUCAGCUGAUAUUGUGUUCGAUUUAUCGCUUCUUUCUUCGUCUUUUUAGUGGAUUGUAGUUCUGAGUUUGUUGCCUGUAGUUGACAAGCUCUCUCUGCUGAAUGACUGGGUCAGCAAGGUCAAUUUUCAAGAAUAUUAAGUUCUUUUUUCUUCUUAGUUUUGAUUUAUGUAUUUCCUGCUAAGAGGCUUUUGUUCCCCUAAAUGUUGAUAUUCGUUUAAAUAACAUACAUGCAUAACAUGCGAUUCUUAUGUUUUAAUGUACAGUGCUGCAGGUGCUAACAAUUCUUCUGUGAGUGUUCCUGCUUUACAUUUUCCACUCUGGACAUAAAUGCUGUAGUAUUUCAUAAUGUGUGUGCUUAGCACUGAUCAGUUAUCCUAAGGGCCUUACAUGUCAUAUGGGACCUGGAUAAUUCUUAUGGCAUUCCAUCAUUAUCAUUAGAAAUGUUAAUGUGCUCUUUUAUUUGCAUGUUUUGUAUUACAACCAGUGUUUUGUUUUUAUUCGCCACAGAGUCUACAUUCUCAAAUUUUAAGUUGAAAGCUUACCUUUGUACACGUUAAUUGAAAUCACUGUGAUACAUUGCAAAGUAACCUCUGAUCAGUCAGUUGUUCUUUUGAUAAACCCCAUAAUUAUGUGAUGUCUCUCAAUCUUUCUUCAAAUUAUGACUCAAGGAAGAUUAGAUGCUGUUCUUUGGUAGAGAAUUCUAAUGGGGCAUAUCUCACUUAAUGGGGAUAUGUGCAAGUUAGAACGGCCCAUGAUGGUUACCGAAAUAGAUAUUUGUGCUGCAAUGGUAAUUAACAAUUAAUGAAAUUCAAAACUUCAGAGAAACUGGUUACAAGGUGUAUCUUCAUUUGUGUCUUGUCUGUCUGUCUACUAAAUUCAUCAGUAUUAUACAGUUUCCAAAUCUUGGAGUGUCAUUCUCCACAACCAUGGAUGAUAUUAGACACAACAGGAUGCUCAAGAGUAUUUCUGUAAGAAGUGUGCCUUCUUACAUCUGGUUCAUUAUUUAUUUCACUUUUUUACCGCUGUUUUUCUUUCUGCUUGAAGAACUGUCUUCCAGUAUUCUCAUUUUUGUUCUCCCUGUUUAUACAUUGAAAGACAUUUUACUUUGCUGUUUAAUUUUCUCUUGUUCAGAUUAUGAAGACUAUCUAAAUGUGUCAUCCUGUAACUUGCAACGGCACUCAUUGUGAUAUUAUAAUUUUGUUUUCUGUUUUUGUAAAUAUUGUUGGUGUUCGUGAAGGGUGGUUUUCUUAACUGUUGUUUAGAUAUGUCUAAAUGUGAUUGAUUUGUUGAUAUUAAGAUUGCAGUAUGAGAACAUCACAGCAUAAUAAAUUUGUUAAAUAAUUCAUUUUGAGGCACUACUGUGGUUAAUUCUGAUCCAUCCUGGAACUGAACUGUCGUUCCUUUGUGAACAAUGACAGAUUUGUUUAAAACUCUCAGCAAGGUUUUAGUGAAAGGUGUCCACGACCUAUCACUGGAUUCCACAGCUAUCGAAGAAGAUUUUAUGCUGUUAUUAUACUUGUAAUGAAUGCAUAAUUCAUGUAUAUUAUUAUUGUUGAUCAUAUGUAAAUAUUUUAAAAUUCACUGAGUUGUUUGUACAAGUGUACUCAACACCACCACUUCUCUGAAAAAGACCUUGUUACUUGGAGUGAGUUCACUCACUGGCUGUGUAUUAUUUACAAAGUGAAUAAAUAAAUAGCUGGUCUUGUGUAA